CGUUUUGAUAUCGUCCAAAUCAGGGAUAAUGUGAAUCAGUAAUCACCCUCAAUUAUGGCAUUAUAUGCUAAGAAAUUUAUGAUUAUCUUAAACACAUGCACCUGCCAAAAAUGUCAUUUUCUGUUGUGGGUUCGAACAUUGGGGCUAUAAAGCUUUAAGAGCCACAUGAGCAUGUUACGAUAACAAGCUCAUUUCAGACUCUUCUUCUCCACUUAAUAGUUUAUGUGGAGUACCAAUUUUAGGCUGUACUUUCUUCAGUUAAACCACUUUGUUUGUUUCUUCGGACCACCUUUCAAUUAUUUUCCUUUGCCCAUUCAUAGGUUUGCUGUCUUUACUGGAACUGAAUCCAGGACAAAGCUGAUUACUGUAUGCUAGCCUCUUGUUUUAUUUAACUCUCUUUGAUUCCCACACAUUCUCUUUUUGUGCAUAUAUUCUCUCAUUUCUCAUUACUCAUUACUCAGUAGCAGUAUCUUUGCGAACUUCAGUAGUGCUCCUUAAGGCUUAAGCUUAAACGAGUUUGGUAUCAUGGUUUUAGCAGGGGAAUAUGCUGAUAAACAUGGUGAAGACAGUGAAGCUGUAGUCGACUAUAAUGGAAAUCCAGUAGAUAAGUCUCGUACUGGAGGGUGGCUUGCUGCCGGCCUCAUUUUAGGGACUGAAUUUGCUGAAAGAGUAUGUGUUAUGGGAAUUUCAAUGAAUUUGGUGACGUACUUGGUUGGAGAUCUGCACCUUUCAUCAUCAAAAUCUGCUACUAUAGUGACCAACUUCAUGGGAACUCUCAAUCUUCUAGGAUUGUUUGGAGGAUUUGUCGCUGAUGCUAAACUAGGACGGUACUUGACUGUUGCUAUAUUUGCAUCCAUAGCAGCAAUGGGAGUGGCACUCUUAACAUUGGCAACCUCAAUUCCAAGCAUGAUACCCCCUCCAUGCAGCAACUUCAGGGCACCAGAGAAUGACUGUGUUGCAGCAAAUGGCAAGCAAUUAGCCAUGCUAUACGCUGCUCUUUACAUCCUCGCCCUUGGUGGAGGUGGCAUAAAAUCCAAUGUCUCAGGUUUUGGCACUGACCAAUUUGAUCCAUCAAAUCCAAAAGAAGAAAAGGCUAUGGUCUUCUUCUUCAACAGGUUCUACUUCUGCAUCAGCAUAGGCUCACUGUUAGCAGUUACUGUUCUUGUUUAUAUUCAAGAUGAUGUAGGAAGAGGUUGGGGUUAUGGCAUAUCAGCUGCUACCAUGAUGAUAGGAGUCCUUGUUCUUCUGGCCGGAACACGGUUAUACCGGUACAAAUCUCCUCAGGGAAGUCCCCUGACAGUUGUUUGGAGAGUGCUUUUCCUGGCCUUUAAAAAGAGGAAGCUAACUCAUCCUUCAAAACCAGAUUUUCUGAAUGGAUUUCAGACUGCCAAGAUUUCUUACACUCCUUUGUUCAGAUGUCUUGACAAAGCGGCAAUCAUAGACGAUUUUGCUGCAAAGGACGAAAACAGGUUCAACCCAUGGAUAGUUUCAACUAUGACAGAAGUAGAAGAGGUGAAAAUGGUGCUUAAACUCUUCCCAAUUUGGUCCACCUGUAUACUCUUCUGGACAGUUUAUUCUCAGAUGACUACAUUCACCAUUGAACAAGCAACUUUCAUGAACCGGAAAAUAGGAUCCUUUGAAGUUCCUGCUGGAUCUUUCUCCGUCUUCCUCUUCAUCUCCAUCCUCCUCUUCACGUCCUUGAACGAAAGGUUCUUCGUCCCCAUUGCUAGGAGACUCACUCACAAUCCUCAAGGUCUCACGAGCCUUCAAAGGGUUGGUGUAGGUCUUGCAUCUGCUAUGGCCGCGAUGAUUGCUGCUGCUAUUGUUGAGAAGCACAGGAAAGAAAAAGCACUUCAUGGAAUCAAACUCAGCGCGUUCUGGCUUGUUCCUCAGUACUUAUUUGUUGGUGCAGGGGAGGGGUUCGCUUAUGUUGGUCAGCUCGAGUUCUUCAUCAGGGAAGCUCCUGAAAAGAUGAAAUCUAUGAGCACUGGGUUUUUCUUGAGCACUCUUGCAAUGGGGUUCUUUGUGAGCAGCUUGCUAGUCUCUAUAGUUGAUCAAACAUCGCACGAAACAUGGUUGAAGAGCAAUUUGAACAAGGGGAAGUUGGAUGAUUUCUAUUGGUUACUUGCAGGGUUGGUGGCAUUAGACUUCAUUGCUUUCCUGUUUUUCUCCAUGAAACAUCAAUACAAGGUGAGACAACACAUAGAAGUAUUGGAAAAUGAUGAGAAGGAGCUUUGGGAGAAAGGCAAUGGAGUUGCCUAAUUGAAGAGUACAACAUGUAGAACAGAUCAAUUAAGGCAGUGUAUCGCCCGAACUAUGUAAAUGAAGAAGAGCUCGGAGCUCGAUCCAAUAGCCUUCAUGUCCUCUUAAGUUUAAAGCUUAGAAGUUUCAUUGUUUUGGAAUGCUAGUUGUGCUUUUGUUAGAGUAGUAUAUGUGUUCCACCAAGAUUGUUGAUUUUCUGCAAUGUGAAGAUCCCUAUUUCUCAA
Spinacia oleracea (spinach) is the source of this 2486-nucleotide messenger RNA. Its product is annotated as protein NRT1/ PTR FAMILY 6.4. Gene Ontology annotation, cellular component: membrane. Gene Ontology annotation, molecular function: transmembrane transporter activity. Lineage: Eukaryota; Viridiplantae; Streptophyta; Magnoliopsida; Caryophyllales; Amaranthaceae. The record is from RefSeq and is a predicted model, not a curated record. The transcript is spliced from 6 exons. Gene Ontology annotation, biological process: transmembrane transport. Bases 526 to 2262 code for a protein of 578 amino acids.